AUGGACUCGUCGAUCAACCGCAAAGCUCCGUACGUGGAGUACUAUAAACCAGAAUACUCAAAUAUGUCACAAAGGCCUUCUCAGGAUCUGCCACAGAACCUUGGUCCACCUCCAGGAAAUCAGUUCAGCUUGCUGCCUCAGUAUCACCAAGUCCAGCCGUCUGGCCAAGAUCCUCGCUUUCAAGUGCAACGGCAAGAAGAAAUGUCGCAGUUUAGGGUGCUGCAGCCCGUGCUAUCACAGCAGCAACUGUACUAUAAUCCGUCUUACCAAUAUGGUGAAGCACCUUAUCCCACACAGUACGUAUCAUAUCGGGCUCCGGGACAGAGGGCAAGCUACUCAAGUUCGAUAUUGAGAGAAAAUACACCAGAGCCUGCCUACAAUUCUCCAGUUUCUAUCCCAGUAUCUAUGCACAGUGGUAGCUCUAAUAGCUUCGGAGGUUUGAUGCAGCCUCAAACACAGCAGCUCCGGCGCCAGCAACUGCAACCACUGCAACCACUGCAGCGGCCAUCACAACCACAAGGCCAUUUGGAAGCACCAGCGGCUGAUUUCGAAACUGUAAGAAUACCAGCAGAGCUGAGCUCUACCGAAUCAUUGCAGUACCCCUCUAUGGUACGCUACCUGAUGCAAGAACGGAGGAGUUUCAAUGUUCCAUCAUCUUACCUCCAGCAGCAAAAGCAGCAGCAGCAGCAAUGGCAGCAAUGGCAGAAUCACCAGCAACAGCAGCAGCCUCAACACCAAUUCCAACAAUGGCAACCUCAAUCCCAUCAUCAACAACAGCAUCAUAUUCUUUUGCAUCAACCACCAUCCCAACCGCAGCAUCAGCAGCAACUUCAGCCAUCGCAUCAAAACCAACCACAGCCACAGCACCAACCACAACACCAACCACAGCACCAACCACAACACCAACCACAACACCAACCACAACACCAACCACAACACCAACCACAACACCAACCACAACACCAACCACAACACCAACCACAACACCAACCACAACACCAACCACAACACCAACCACAACACCAACCACAACACCAACCACAACACCAACCACAACACCAACUGCAACCACAACACCAACCGCAACCACAACAUCAACCACAACAUCAACUGCAACACCAACACCAACACCAACAUCAACACCAACACCAACACCAACCCCAACACCAACAUUCUCACCAGUAUCCACACCAACCGCAACACCAACAUUCUUACCAGUAUCCACACCAAUCGCAUCACGAAACCCAAAACCAUCCUCAACAAGAAAAUACCCAGUCGCAGCACCACCAACUUCAGCGUCAUCAACUGCAGCAGCAGCAAGCUCAUACUCAUGUGCAGAUGCAGGGGCCGGGGCCAGUGCACAUGCAAGUGUCUCAAAAAUCUAUACUGGAACGUCAAGAUAUACCAGUACAACUUCAAAAGCAGGAGGUAAAUUUGUCUGGGGAGCAGAGUCCAGAGAAGCAAGACAUUACACACCUUUCUCAAAAGCUGGAGCAGGUAUCAAACAUAGCAAGAACAGCAGUUCCAUGGGGCAAUGAAGAAAGCAAGCUGUUGGUGCAGCUGAGAGAAAAUGGACUCACUUGGAAAGAAAUCGCAACCCGUUUCUCCAAUAGAACUUUGAAUGCUUGCCAAUUCAGAUGGAAGCGCAUCAGUUUGAACGGCGGUAUACAUUCUGAUGAAAAUGAUUUGGAACAAGGAAAUAACAAAUGUGACAGCAAACUUGAGGUACGUGGUGAAGAAAGCAAAGCAAAGCAAGUAACUCCUGAUGAUAUCUCCACAAACAAAAAAAAUGAUAAUUGUAUCAACGCUGCUAACAUCAGCACCACCGGUCCGACCAAACGUAAUGCAGAAAUUAAUCUUUUUGAUGAAUCAGAAUCAUCUCUUAGUAGUGAGAAAGAACAGAAGAAGGAAAGAAGGAGUUUGAAUCGCUCUAAGAGGCCUUUACAGGAAGAAGCCAUUGAAGAUAGACCUUAUUUUAAAAGACUUAGGUCAGCAACUAGAAGUUCUAGGGGCAUCAGCAAUUUACUUAAUAGUAAUGUCUCUGAAACUCGUAUUGUCAAUAAGGCAUACUUUGAACCCGUUAAAGAUAAAACUAAAAAAGAACAAGAUUUAUUUGAAUCUAAACAACGCAUAGCAACAUCAAAGGAGGAUCUUGAAUAUGAUGCUACAGAAAAAAGCGGUGUCCGGACUUCAAAUGUCCAAGGAGAAAGCGAAAAAUGUACAAAGAAAUUCAGUAGAGUUCUCAAACUUGAGGAGCUGGUUGAUAACAAUGUUUCCAGACCCCUCGAAGUUGUGAAAGAGAACACUGAAUGA
Molecule: messenger RNA, 2313 nt
Organism: Pichia membranifaciens NRRL Y-2026
Lineage: Eukaryota; Fungi; Ascomycota; Pichiomycetes; Pichiales; Pichiaceae
Exons: 1
Coding region: 1-2313 (770 amino acids)
Source: RefSeq, a predicted model, not a curated record